This is a messenger RNA of Capra hircus (goat), 2415 nucleotides long. RefSeq names its product family with sequence similarity 69 member B (gene DIPK1B). The record is from RefSeq and is a predicted model, not a curated record. The transcript has 5 exons. Bases 1034 to 2140 code for a protein of 368 amino acids. Lineage: Eukaryota; Metazoa; Chordata; Mammalia; Artiodactyla; Bovidae.
GUCCUCGCAGGCAGCUGGCUGGCCUACGUGCACUACUCGUCCUACGUGGAGCUCUGCCGCGGCCACGUCUGCAGAGUGGUCAUCCAGCGCCCCCAACAUGCAGAGGACUGAGGGGCCCUGGGGGAGCAGACAGGGAACGUGCCCCUCCCAACCGGAGGAUCUGCAGCUUCCGUCUUCCCAGAGCGCCCUGGCCUUCCCGCCAGCGCCAGAGUGGCCCGGCUGCUGGGCCUCGGGGACAGCUGCUCCUUUCCCGAGAAGACCUGGCCACCUCAUGGGGGUAUCAGCCGUCUCCGAGAGAUUCCACAGCUUGUCCAAGGUCACCCAGGGUGUGUGUGUUGGGGGGAAGGCAGGACCGGGGUCACGGACCAGGUACCCAUGGACCCCAGGGUGCUCAGCCGGGUCCCACCUCAGCCCGGUUUGUAGACAGGAGACAGGCUGGGAGGGGAGGGGUCUUGCCCCACCUGAGGCUGACGGCCACACUGCCCACCUCAGCUUCGGUGGAAGCCCCUCCCCACCCUGGUGGGCAGCGUGGCCGGCAGGCCCUGACCCUGGCCCAGCCUGGCUGCCCGCACUGGCAGACCCCUCCACGAAGGGCCUUGCAGCUCUGGGAGGGGGUCUGAGGGGGUCAGAGCGGACUCCUGCAGUGGAGGGGCUCCCCUUUUCUGUCCUGAUGAACGGGUGUCAGGCUUUGAAGCCAUAGCACAGAAGCCUCCUCCCUGGUCCCGUAGGUGAGUCCAGGGCCUCAGCGUUCAGGAGACCCUGCCUCCCCGCCCCCGGCACGCUCCCUUCCUGCAGGCCUGCUCCACCAAGGGCCUGGGCACCAUGGCAACAGUGAUGCACACCCAGGAAUUCACCCUACGCGUGCUCCAGAUGCCACAGAUCCCCCCGUCCCCCCACCUAGGGACCGCCCUGGGAAGGGCCUCACCUUCUGGCUCAGCUCAGCCCACACCUGCAGGAUUCAGGGGGCUGCAAGGCCCUGUCUGAAGGCAGGAAGGGCCCGGUGAGGGCAGCGGCUCCUGCAGAGCUCAACCUGAUGAGAGCUUGUGACCAGUACCGCAAGGGUAUCAUCUCGGGCUCCAUCUGCCAGGACCUGUGCAACCUGGAGCAGGUGGAGUGGAGGACCUGCCUCUCCUCCGCGCCAGGCCAACAGGUGUACAGCGGGCUCUGGCAGGGCAAGGAGGUGACCAUCAAGUGUGGACUGGAGGAGAGCCUGAGCUGGAAGGCCGGGGCCGAUGUGGCCCCCCGGCGGGAACUGGUGCUGUUUGACAAACCCACUCGGGGCACCUCUAUUAAGGAGUUCCGGGAGAUGACCCUCAGCUUUCUCAAGGCUAAUCUGGGAGACCUUCCAUCACUGCCCGCGCUGGUCGGCCAGGUCCUGCUCAUGGCCGACUUCAACAAGGACAGCCGGGUGUCACUGGCCGAGGCCAAGUCGGUGUGGGCGCUGCUGCAGCGCAACGAGUUCCUGCUGCUGCUGUCCCUGCAGGGGAAGGGGCACGCCGCGCCGCUGCUGGGCCACUGCGGGGACCUCUACGUCACGGAGGGCGUCCCACGCAGCUCGGGGCCCGCGGCCGCCCUCCCGGCCCUGCUGCGCCCACUGCUGCCGCCCGCCCUGCACAGGGCCCUGCAGCAGUGGCUGGGGCCCGCCUGGCCCUGGCGCGCCAAGAUCGCCAUCGGCCUGCUGGAGUUCGUGGAGGAGCUCUUCCACGGCGCCUACGGGACCUUCUACAUGUGUGAGACCACGCUGGCCAAUGUGGGCUACACCGCCAAGUACGACUUCAGGAUGGCCGACCUGCAGCAGGUGGCGCCCGAGGCCGCCGUGCGCCGCUUCCUUCGGGGCCGCCACUGCGAGCGCAGCGCGGACUGCACCUACGGGCGCGACUGCCGGGCACCCUGCGACACGCUGCUGCGCCAGUGCAAGGGCGACCUGGUGCAGCCCAACCUGGCCAAGGUGUGCGAGCUGCUGCGGGACUACCUGCUGCCCGGCGCCCCCGCCGGCCUGCGCGCCGAGCUGGGCAGGCAGCUGCGCACCUGCACCACGCUGAGCGGGCUGGCCAGCCAGGUGGAAGCCCACCACUCGCUGGUGCUCAGCCACCUCAAGACCCUGCUCUGGAAAGAGAUCUCCAACACCAAGUACACCUGAGGGCCGCGGGCUCCGCCCCGGGCCUCUCUCCACCUCCCACACCACGAGGCCCUCUGCCGCCACAGCGUGGCAGCCACGCGGUUCCUGCCCCUGUACCACCACCUCCCCCCCAUGCCCCCGCCCGCCCUGGGUUAUCUGGGCUCCCGACAGGGCAGUGGAGCUGGCAGGAGAGAGGGAAGGACUCAGAGCCCAAGCACCAAGGGCUGGCCCUGGGACCUGCCCAGGCCAAGGUUUUGUUACUUUGGAGAACUCUGUGUAAAUAAAGCUUUUCUGUG